GACGUCACAGUAUCGAUAACUAACCUUUUUGAGCGAUAUGUCACGCAAAAGUUUAGGUUAAGAUAUAGAAAACAGAAUAUCUUGUAAUUUAUGAAGAAUGUACGUAUUUAUCACAAAGAUGACACAAGUUAGGACGAUAUUGCAGAAUUAUGCAAAAAUCGGCAUCGGUUUGUAUGUGAGAGGCGUGAAAAAUACUGCGAAACAAAGCUACACUAAAACCGUGCUAUUGCCGCAAACUAACUUCCCGGUACGACUUGGCGGCAAGAAAAGAGUGGAGAUGGAUAAUUAUUUGAUAGAAGUAGAAAUGCGGCUUCUUGGAGUUAUACAAAUGGCAAAGGAAAAAUCUCUCUGGACCAGAUUUCAUUCUGCACGAUGGUCCACCCUAUGCCAACGGAAAACCACACAUGGGCCAUGCUAUUAACAAAAUCCUCAAGGAUAUUACUCUGCGCAGUAAAAUUAUAACAGGUAGAAGAGUACAUUAUGUUCCAGGAUGGGAUUGUCAUGGUUUACCAAUUGAACUGAAGGCAGUCAGAGAUAUAAAAGACAUCAGUCCCCUAGAGAUUCGUCAGAAAGCUCAAAAAUAUGCAAGUGAUACUAUAGGGAAACAGAGAGAAGCUUUUAUAUCAUGGGGCACUAUAGCUGACUGGAGUGAAUCGGGAUGUUAUUUCACGAAUCAUCCGUCAUAUGUGAAGAACCAGCUGCAACAGUUUAUGAAUCUGUAUGAAAAGGGACUUGUGAAAAGGGAUUUCAAACCAGUGUACUGGUCGCCUUCCUCUAAAACAGCACUAGCAGAGUCGGAAUUGGAGUAUAACGAGUCUCACAAAAGCAAAAGCAUUAUUAUUCGUAUGCAAGUCGAUACAUUGCCGUCAAAUUUAAGAAGGUUAGAGAGUUUAGAGAAGAAGCCGCUUCAUGCCCUUAUCUGGACUACGACACCAUGGACAUUGAUAGCUAAUCAAGCUAUAGCGUUCUCCAAUGACACUGUCUACUGUGUAGUAGAGGAUAACUCGAAAAAUCUGUACAUCGUUGCACAUGCAUGUAUAAAAUAUGUUGAGGAGAAGCUCGGCCCAUUAAAGCCCAUUGCAAAUAUCAAAGGACACGAGUUGGCUGAAGCGAGGUAUCUCCAUCCCAUCACCAAGAAACGUUUACCCUUCUUACCAUGCGAACAUAUUAAAACCAAUGUUGGUACUGGGCUAGUUCAUACAGCUCCAGCACAUGGUCCAGAGGACUUUGUUGUCGCAGUAGAAAAUAACAUACCAAUAAUAUCUCUAGUGAACGAAGAAGGAUGUUACACCAAAGAAGCGGGUGAUAAGUUUGCCGGUUUAAACGUGCUAUCUGACGGCGCCGAUAGGAUCUUGAAUUACAUCGCCACAGAUGUGUUGCAUACCGACACGCUCGUGCAUAGCUACCCAUAUGAUUGGCGCACCAAAAAACCUGUAAUUAUCCGCGCGAGUUACCAAUGGUUCAUAGACCUGAAUCCCAUUAAGCAGAAAGCUAUUGACAGCAUUUCGAGUAUAAAGAUAUAUCCGGAGCAAAAUCAAACGUCAUAUUUGAACGCGCUACUCGCUCAAAUUAAGCAGCGACCAUACUGGUGCAUCUCUCGACAGCGAUCCUGGGGCACGCCGAUACCAGUGUUGUACAAUAAACAAACCGGUGAUGUGUUCACGAGCAGAAAAUGGGUCGACAGAUUGUGCAAAUUGACGGAACGAUACGGUCCCGAUUAUUGGUGGGAACUGUCGACCGAGAAACUAAUCGGGCGUGAGCUUCGACAGGAAUUGCCCUAUAAUGUGGACGACUUGGAGAAAAGAACUGAUAUUAUGGAUAUCUGGUUGGAUAGCGGACUGUCGUGGUCGACUGUUUUGCCGGAAUAUAAAGCGGACUUGUACUUAGAAGGAAUGGACCAAUUUCGCGGUUGGUUUCAGUCAUCAUUGCUAACAUCCAUUGCUCUCCAAGAGCGUUCUCCUUACAGCGCAUUGUUCGUGCAUGGAUUCGCUGUAGACGAAAAAGCCGCGAAAAUGUCAAAAUCCAUCGGGAACGUUGUGGAUCCUGAACUGAUCACUAAAGGUGGAGAUGAUUCAACCAAGGAUCCAACGUAUGGCGUCGACACUCUAAGGUGGUGGGUAGCCAGUCACGCAUGCCAAAACACUCAGGUUCCGGUUACAACGGCAUUACUGCGCCAAAGUCACGAAUAUAUCCAUAAACUGCGGCAAAUCUUGCGAUUCCUGUUGGGUGGUUUACACUCAUACAACGAAGGGAACUCGGUUGAGCCGGAAUAUCUUUACCUGGACAAGUAUAUGUUGCAUGCUUUGUAUCAAUACGACAAAAAGAUUCAACAUUUAUACGACAAUUAUUUGUAUCAUAAUGUGAGUAAACUGGUCACGCAUUUUCUGGCGAACACUAUAUCGCCAGUAUACUGCCAUUUAAUUAAAGAUAGGCUCUACUGCGACGAGGCGAUGUCUCCAACGCGACUAGCUGCGGUGGAAAUAACGCGUGAGACCUUGACUGUAUUCGCGAGAUCUAUCGCGCCGAUUGUCCCACAUUUAGCAGAGGAAGCGUGGUUACACCAUCCCAUGAAUUUGGCGUCGGUGCCGUUGUAUCAUACUGAGUACAAGGUACCGGAGACGUGGAAUCAGCCGGAAAUCGCUGCACACGUGGAGAGAGCUUUGAACUUAAGGAGCAUAGUCAACACAUUGGCUGAUCAAAAUACGUGGGAAUUAUCAGGGACUAUAACAGCGUCGAAGAACGACUACGAAUCUCUCUCGAUACUUCAGAAGGACCGAGAAUCUUCCACGUCGGAAUUGUGCGAAAUUCUGCAACUGUCGUCAAUUACACUAACAGAAUCGUCCACAAUGGCCGAGACGCAAGUCAAGUUACGUAAUAUUGAGAAAACGCUUUGUCAAAGAUGUAGAAGGCAUCCCGAAUUAGACAAAAACAGACUAUGUAGCCGUUGCGUUAAAGUACUUGACAUAACGAAUUUAUCAUCGAUAUCAUUGUAAACAUAUAUUCGCUAUUUCAUAACGACUGAAAUUCUCUCA
Molecule: messenger RNA, 3032 nt
Organism: Odontomachus brunneus
Lineage: Eukaryota; Metazoa; Arthropoda; Insecta; Hymenoptera; Formicidae
Gene: IleRS-m
Product: isoleucine--tRNA ligase, mitochondrial
Exons: 15
Coding region: 405-2993 (862 amino acids)
Biological process (GO): isoleucyl-tRNA aminoacylation
Cellular component (GO): cytosol
Molecular function (GO): ATP binding; isoleucine-tRNA ligase activity; tRNA binding
Source: RefSeq, a predicted model, not a curated record